Molecule: messenger RNA, 2951 nt
Organism: Nematostella vectensis (starlet sea anemone)
Lineage: Eukaryota; Metazoa; Cnidaria; Anthozoa; Actiniaria; Edwardsiidae
Product: crooked neck-like protein 1
Exons: 22
Coding region: 140-2155 (671 amino acids)
Biological process (GO): mRNA splicing, via spliceosome; spliceosomal complex assembly
Cellular component (GO): post-mRNA release spliceosomal complex; precatalytic spliceosome; U2-type catalytic step 2 spliceosome
Molecular function (GO): protein binding
Source: RefSeq, a predicted model, not a curated record
AAGUUGUCUAUCGUGUUCCUUCAAACGUUGUUCAACAUCACUGGAAGCUGAUUUGUUUUUUCUAUUUAUUCACAUCCGUGAAAAGUAUGUUAGAGAAGAAAUAGUGCCGGCGAGUUUGAGAAAUUGAUUGAAAAUAAUCAUGGCGUCUUCAGACUCAGGACCGAUGGGAAAGAGAGUCCCAAAAGUGGCAAAGGUUAAGAACAAGGCACCAGCUCCAGUGCAGAUCACUGCUGAGCAGCUUCUCCGAGAAGCAAAAGAACGGCAGCUUGAACUUUCUUUGCCACCUCCCAAGCAGAAGAUCUCAGACCCUGAUGAGCUUGCAGAGUACAAGCUACGCAAACGAAAGGCAUUUGAAGAUAAUAUCCGUAAGAACAGAUCUGUUGUAGCAAACUGGUUGAAGUACGCUCAGUGGGAAGAAUCACAACAAGAGAUCCAAAGGGCCAGAUCGGUCUAUGAGAGGUCUUUAGAUGUUGACCAUCGCAACAUAACAAUAUGGCUCAAGUAUGCAGAGAUGGAAAUGAGACAUCGGCAGAUCAACCAUGCAAGGAACAUCUGGGACAGAGCAGUCACCAUUCUCCCUAGAGUGAACCAGUUUUGGUAUAAGUACACUUACAUGGAGGAAAUGCUUGGUAAUAUAGCAGGGGCCCGUCAGAUCUUUGAGCGCUGGAUGGAAUGGGAACCAGAAGAGCAGGCAUGGCACUCGUAUAUCAACAUGGAGUUAAGAUACAAGGAAGUUGAACAUGCCCGGACAAUUUACGAGAGAUUUGUGCUUGUUCACCCCGAUGUCAAAAAUUGGGUCAAGUUUGCAAAGUUUGAAGAACGUCAAGGUAACAUUGUUGGUGCUAGGGGGGUUUAUGAGAGGGCCGUAGAGUUCUAUGGAGAAGAACACAUGGACGAGAAACUGUUUUUGGCUUUUGGGAAGUUUGAAGAGGGCUGUAAAGAGCAUGAUAGAGUUCGCACCAUUUACAAGUAUGCACUUGACAAUCUACCCAAGGAGCAAUGCCAGGAACUGUACAAGAGCUUUACACAGCAUGAAAAGAAAUAUGGAGACAAGGGUGGAAUUGAGAAUGUUAUUGUCAGCAAGAGAAAGUUCCAGUAUGAAGAGGAGGUAAAGGCAAACCCUAACAAUUAUGAUGCCUGGUUUGACUACUUGCGUCUGAUGGAGGCCGAGGCUGAUGUCAGUACAGUCAGGGAGUUGUACGAGAGAUCAAUUGCCAAUGUCCCACUUGCUGCAGAGAAAACAUUGUGGAGAAGGUACAUUUACCUGUGGAUCAACUAUGCUCUGUAUGAAGAACUUAUGGCCAAGGAUAUUGAAAGGACUAGACUUGUGUACAGGGCAUGCCUUGAUGUUAUUCCACAUGGAAAGUUUACUUUUGCCAAGAUCUGGCUUUUAUAUGCACAGUUUGAAAUCAGGCAGAAGAACUUGGCAGAUGCUCGCAAAGCCCUGGGUACUGCUAUUGGUAAAUGCCCAAAGGACAAAUUGUUCCGAGAAUACAUAGGUCUUGAAUUACAGCUGCGGGAGUUUGAUCGCUGCAGGAAGAUUUAUGAGAAGUUUCUCACAUUUAAUCCUGCAAACUGCACAACCUGGGUCAAGUAUGCUGAGCUUGAGUCUGUUUUGGGUGAUGUUGAUCGUGCUAGAGCACUAUUUGAGCUUGCAGUGGCUCAACCACUUCUUGAUAUGCCUGAGGUUCUUUGGAAAGCUUACAUUGACUUUGAGAUCAAUCAAGAAGAAUUUGAUCAUACUCGAGACCUCUAUGAACGGUUACUGAAGCGUACCAAUCAUGUCAAGGUGUGGAUCAGUUAUGCACAGUUUGAACUCACAACUGGAGUAGAAGGGUGCACGGAUCAGGCAAGGGGUAUCUACAAACGUGCUGACAAGCAGUUGCGUUCAGCUGAGAAUAAGGAGGAGCGAGUGCUACUACUCGAGUCAUGGAAGGAAUUAGAGGAUUCUUAUGGUGAUGAAUCGAGUCAGACAGAAAUGAAAAACCGAAUGCCACGGCGUGUGAAGCGGCGUCGCAAGCUGCAGGCAGAUGAUGGAAGUGAUGCUGGCUGGGAGGAAUAUUACGACUACAUCUUCCCUGAUGAUGACACCUCUAUGCCAAAUUUCAAACUUCUACAAAUGGCGAAGAUGUGGAAAGAGAAGCAGAAAACAUAGGUAGUGCGCCAAAAAGAUUGUAUGUAGGUACAAAACUUUGUAGUUUGCAAAGGUUUUUUUUUUAGGAAUCACUCUGCUGACAGGCAAGGAACUUGAUAGGCUAGUGGUCAUGAAGAAGAUACAGGAUCUACUACUUACUACGCUCCUCCACAUCCUAAUUUUACAAGAUAGCAACCUCUGGGCUUUCUCCCCGAAACAAAAAAACUUCUAAGCCUACAAGUAGGCUAUGCCUACACUAUUUUGGAAAGGAUAAGGAACACAACAGAUACUUUUCAGCUUUUAAUGUUUUAAAGGGCCAUCUCACUAGAUUGGUCAAUCAAAGAAAUUAUGCCAAUAAAAUCUCUUUAUUAUCCGUGAUAGGAGGUGCAUGGAUAUGAUGUGAACUGUACAGAUAAUUUUUUUUAAUUAAAAAAUUCUAGAAAAGUGUGAUUCUUAUUCCAAGUAUUUAACUUUUUCAUUCAUUGGCCAUCGGAACUAACAAAACUCUUCUUGAAUGCAAUGUUGGGGUGAUCCUGCCUCAAUUGCUUCACAAAUUCAUUACUCAGUUUAUUACAAAAGGACAGAUCAGCAAAUUUAAGCUUGCAGCAAUUUUGUACCACUCUGAAAACAAAGACAAAUAUUGAUUAAUACCUAUUCAUACUUUGUAUGCUUCUGUAUAAGGUAACAUAACAAAAAUGUAGACAACAGAUAACAGUAGAACUGUUUCAAUAAUUAAAUAGAAUCCUUUGAAACACAUAUUUUUUCUGAUACAUUUCAACAAUUUUCCAUGAUGCAAUAAAAUGGCAUUUGGUCUGUU